AUGGAGGACGCGCGAUUAGCAUUGGCCUCUGCUUGGGUUGGCUGUCGGAGCGAGCAUGCGCACAGGCCCGUGGCGGCGGCGAGAAAUGGCGUCGGCGGGCGAAGAGCAGGAGGGGAGCCGGCUCCCAGAAGAACCCAACAGAAGCAGGAGGAGGAGCAAAGUGGCGGCGGGAUGACGACUCCGAACCCGAGAGCCGAAGAGGACAAGCAGAGUUUAGAAGAAAGUGAUGAUGAAGUGAAUAUAAUGCUGAUGAGGUUUGUUGGCCUUCAUAAGCCUUUUAAAUUUACUGAAAGGAGAGGAUGGACACAUUUGCUUACUUCUAGAAAAGAACUGACAGAGGCUCAGAGAACAAACAAACCUUGUGGAAAAUGCUACUUCUAUCUUUUAAUUAGCAAGACUUUUACUGAUAAGAAGACUAAUGCUAGAAAAAAAGGGAGCAGUGCCCACCAGAAAGAAGAACUGAUGUUUUCAAAUGCGGAGGAAGAAUUCUUCUACAAAAACUCACUUCUGAAAUUCAGUUACUCUGUAGAAGAGGAGAGUGAUUCAUGUUUGGGAGGCAAAUGGUCUUUUGAGGAUGCACCCAUGAAACCUUUGCGAACAGUGAUGAUAAUCCCUGCUGACAGGAUGGAUGCCAUCAUGGAUAAACUCAAAGAAUAUCUGGCUGUUUGAACCACUUUUUCUCCUAAUGGUUUUGUGAAGUCACCCUUUAAGACUUUGACUUUUGAAGAGGGUCUAGACCUGCCUUAUUCAGUUCUACAUUCUUUCAGAGUAUCCCUUGUAUUCUUGUAAAAUAUGUCAUUUAUGCAACUAGAUAUCGGCAGCAUUUUUAUAGUCCAAUUAAAAAAAAUUAAAUCCUAAUUGUUAUUAAAUAAUGCUGAGUGUUUUUAUAAAUAAGUAUAUACUAUUUCCUUGUUGCCAAAAAUGAUAGAGGAAUUCUUAUUUUUGCCAUAUUGUUCUAUGAUAAAAUACCUCAUUUAUCAAAUCCCAUAUAUAAAAACUGAUGCUGGAUUAUGGAUUGUACAUAAAGAUUAUGGAUACUUCAACAUAAUUGAGAAUAGGAAACUUAUUGAACAAUACAUCUCUGUUCAGCCAA
Molecule: messenger RNA, 1093 nt
Organism: Sceloporus undulatus (fence lizard)
Lineage: Eukaryota; Metazoa; Chordata; Lepidosauria; Squamata; Phrynosomatidae
Gene: BCCIP
Product: BRCA2 and CDKN1A interacting protein
Exons: 4
Coding region: 1-669 (222 amino acids)
Cellular component (GO): nucleus
Source: RefSeq, a predicted model, not a curated record